Messenger RNA from Cynocephalus volans (Philippine flying lemur), 2411 nucleotides. RefSeq names its product exosome component 1 (gene EXOSC1). Lineage: Eukaryota; Metazoa; Chordata; Mammalia; Dermoptera; Cynocephalidae. The record is from RefSeq and is a predicted model, not a curated record. The coding region runs from base 48 to 635 and encodes 195 amino acids. Gene Ontology annotation, molecular function: RNA binding. Gene Ontology annotation, cellular component: cytoplasm; nuclear exosome (RNase complex). Gene Ontology annotation, biological process: RNA processing. The transcript is spliced from 8 exons.
AUACAAAGUCAGCUUUGUUUUUAUCCGGCUUUGGGACGGCGGCUGACAUGGCGCCUCCCGUGAGGUACUGUAUACCGGGCGAACGUCUGUGUAACUUGGAGGAGGGCAGUCCUGGCAGUGGCACCUACACCCGGCACGGCUACAUCUUUUCUUCGCUUGCCGGCUGCCUGACAAAGAGCAGCGAGAACGGCGCGCUUCCUGUAGUUUCUGUGAUGAGAGAAACAGAGUCCCAAUUACUACCAGAUGUGGGAACUAUUGUAACCUGUAAGGUCUCUAGCAUCAAUUCACGCUUUGCCAAAGUACACAUCCUAUAUGUGGGGUCCACACCACUUAAGAACUCUUUUCGAGGAACCAUCCGCAAAGAAGAUGUCCGAGCAACUGAAAAAGACAAGGUUGAAAUUUAUAAGAGUUUCCGCCCAGGUGACAUUGUCUUGGCCAAAGUGAUCUCCCUAGGUGAUGCACAGUCCAACUACCUGCUGACCACUGCAGAAAAUGAGCUAGGAGUGGUGGUGGCCCACAGUGAAUCAGGUGUCCAGAUGGUUCCCAUCAGCUGGUGUGAGAUGCAGUGCCCUAAGACCCACACUAAAGAAUUCCGGAAAGUGGCCCGAGUACAGCCUGAAUUCUUGCAGACUUAAGAAGCCAUAUUUUACCCCAUGGAGAGGAGUAAACUGUUUCUGAAAGUACGUGUAUGAAAAUAACUUGCCAUUGUCUUUAUUCAAACACCUGGGAUCAUCCAGCAACCAUCUCUAAACCAAAUCUGCCAAAAACUUAUUUUAUAGAUGGGACAUUACUCUUAUGAAGCUUUUCAUGAAUUUCAUUCUGUUGAGUGAUGAAACUUUUCUUUUGGAGCCACCAGCAAACAAAACUGUGUGAUGUUGGAAAUAGCCUAUUCCUCUUGAUGGUUCUUAUUAAUAGAUAUUUUUUGCUGUGACAAAGAAAAAUUUUUACUAAAAGCAUUCAUUGUUUCUGUUGUCUGGAGCAGAGAAGAACAUCUAAAUGGUGUCAUGACGUUUAGAGCAGGGUUUUGUCUAGUAACACCCAUUAACUGACGUGUCAAGUGCUUCCUUGCUCUGAACAAAGCCUGUAUUUUUUUGUGUUGUGUUUAAAGUAAUUGUGCUUUAAUUGUAUUAUUGAAUACUUACUAUAUGCCAGGCACUUUAUAUACACCCCCUCAUUUAGGUACAUUAUAAUUCAGUAGAAUUUGUAGGACAUAUGUAGUGAUCCAGGUAGCAUAUAGUUAGUUCUGAAAAGUAUUUGGUAAACACAGUAUUACUGAUAUAGUGGGUACUCCAAGAAAUGUUUGUUAAAUCUGAUAGAACACUAGCAUGUGAGGUGGCCAGGGAAAGAUUUGUGACGUGACAUCAGAAUGAAUUAGAGAACUUAGAUAAGAGAAGUGAAGAUAUUCAAGGCUGAGAGAGAAGCACAAGCACAGAAAUGCAGAAGCAGAAAUGAAGGCAUAAGUUUGUGGAUGAGGAAGGGAUGAGAAUUAAGCAUGGAGAGGUUGUAGAGGGAAUGGGAAGGAAAGAUGAAUAUGUGAUGUCACUUUUUGAGAUAUUGUUCAAGAAGUCUAUAUCUUUAAUGUGUAGUGACAGUGGUUGAGUCAGACCACCUGAGUUUGUAUCAUCUAGUUUCUAGCCUUGAGCAGGUUAGGUUGGGUUUUAUUUUUUAAUUGAAAAUUUUAUUGAGAGGGCCGAGCCCGUGGCGCACUUGGUAGAGUGCUGCGCUGGGAGCGCGGCGACGCUCCCGCCGCGGGUUCGGAUCCUGUAUAGGAAUGACUGGUGCACUCACUGGCUGAGUGCCGGUCACGAAAAAACGACAAAAAAAAAAAAAAAAAAAAAAGAUCUGAUUCUUUUAAAAAAAAAGAAAAUUUUAUUGAGAUCACUGUAGGUCCACAUGCAGUUUUAAGAAAUAAUACAGACAGAUGCCUUGCACACUUUGCCAGUUUCCCCCAAUAGUGCCAUUUUGCAAAAUUAUAGUAUAAUAUAACAACCAGAUGUUGACAUUGAUACUUGAGCAGGUUGUUUUUAUCUCUGUCUGUUUUCUCAUCUGAAUAGUAUGACCUCAUAGGUGUAUUAUAAGGAAGAAAUGCAUUAAAAUGCUCAGUACAUGCUAACAUUACUGUUGUUAUUAUAUAUCAGAUUGCCUUCUAUCAAACAUCUACUAAAUGCCAGGUCUUAUGCUAGAACUUUGAUGUAGGUUGUUGAAGAAGUCACCUAUUGAUAGUUAUUUUUAAACUUUACAAUUUUUUCUAUUACAAACAUUUAUCUUUGUGCAUGCCUAUGAUUCUCUUGCAAAAUAGAGUCCCAGAAGUGGAAUGCUGGGUCAAAGAAUAUGCACAUUUUAAAUUUUGAAUAGAUUCUCCCUUAUUGCCUUUCAGAUGCUACUAAUUAAAUCUCUCAUCAACAGUGCAA